Messenger RNA from Cryptococcus deneoformans JEC21, 2760 nucleotides. Its product is annotated as serine/threonine-protein kinase, putative. NCBI's taxonomy places the organism in Eukaryota, Fungi, Basidiomycota, Tremellomycetes, Tremellales, Cryptococcaceae. The coding region runs from base 710 to 2566 and encodes 618 amino acids. Gene Ontology annotation, molecular function: ATP binding; protein kinase activity. The transcript is spliced from 10 exons. The record is from RefSeq and is a predicted model, not a curated record. Gene Ontology annotation, biological process: protein phosphorylation; mitotic spindle organization; regulation of cytokinesis. Gene Ontology annotation, cellular component: chromosome passenger complex; spindle pole centrosome; spindle microtubule.
GCCUUUGAACAAUUCCCUCAUUUCGAACAACGCCACCUACGAUUGCUCAGCCCAAAACGCAGGACGCGCAAAUAAAUACUUCUAUUAUCAGAUCAGAUCUUCCCAGCAAGUCAUCCAAUAUCCGGCGCAAUUUGUCAUCCACCUUCUGCGCCUUUCCUCAUCUUAAUCAGCAUCGUUUCUCUUUCUACCAGCAACUUGUAUUUAACUCUAUCGAGCAUCGUGUGGGCAACGUACCGCAAGGCCGUUGAAGACAACAAGCAGAUUCACACAGGCUCUAUUGCAGUACAAAACUGGCUGUGAUUAGCUCAUAUCUCACAGCCCCACCGCCAUUCGGCCAUCCUUCAAGACGACCAAGUCUCAGAACUCUAGGCUGGCAUCGACCUCCAUUUCGGGAAGCGAUUCCUCCGGUUCUCAGUCAAUACCAUCGCCAGCCUCUCCGUCGAUUAUUGUCCCUCUUUCCGAUCCCGCCAUCCCUACGCUUUCCAGCACUGCACCUUUUCCAGGGAUAGUGUCCACAUUAACAGGAAAGCAGUCUUCUUCCGGUCAACAAAGUAGCAAAACCUCUAGCUCCUUCAACUCGACGGGUAAACUCCCUAUCAGUAGAUCACAUUUACAAGCACGCUCCGCUGUUUCAGAAGAAAUCGCUGGUUCUCAAGACGAAUACAACGCAGCAAUCAGCACAUUGCAAAAAGCCAGCUUAUCAGACGACAUGCUAUCAAGUUUCAAACAGAUCCUUCGUCACGGGAAGCACGCUCAACAGGCGUCUCCGAGCCCCCAGCCUGAUACGAAGAACGGCCGAUCAAAGACCACUCAAGCUCAGCAGCCGCUGCCUCCUGCUGCUGUUCAACAACAACCGCAGCAGCCGUCUCAGCCGCAGCAACAACAACAACAUCGCCGCAAGGACGAAUACAGCGCAAAGCUCACAACGAGCACUACUGGACAAAACAAAAUACCCGCCGCUUCACCUAACUACAGAGAAGAAGCCGAAAAAAUCGUUGCCGAUGAGAGGGCACAAAGCGAAAAGAUGCCAGUAUAUGCUGGACUCGAAGAGUUCACGUUGAUAGAAAAAAUGGGCGACGGUGCCUUUUCUAAUGUAUACAAAGCUAUUGAUCGCAGGAGCGGUCAGAAGGUGGCCGUGAAGGUUGUCCGCAAAUAUGAACUCAAUCAGUCACAGCACGGUAACAAGCAUCUGAACGCCAACUUCAAGAAGAGGGGACCAAGGGUCACAGAGCGUGCCAAUAUUCUCAAGGAAGUCCAGAUCAUGCGCGGCAUCGACCAUCCUAGUAUCGUCAAGCUUUUGAAAUUCUUCGAAAGCGACGAACAUUACUUCUUGGUCCUCGAACUGAUGGAGGGUGGUGAAUUAUUCCAUCAAAUCGUCAAGCUCACUUACUUUUCGGAGGCACUUUCUCGUCACGUUAUCCUGCAAGUCGCUGAAGGCAUUCGAUACCUGCACGAGGAGCGAGGUGUUGUCCACCGUGAUAUCAAGCCCGAAAAUCUCUUGUUCGAACGCAUCCCAAUUAUUCCCUCUCGUAAUCCCGUACAUCGGCCGUAUGACGAGGAGAAGGAAGAUGAAGGAGAAUUCCAGCCUGGAAUUGGGGGUGGUGAGAUUGGUAGGGUGAAAAUUGCCGACUUCGGACUGUCAAAGAUUGUAUGGGAUGAGCAGACCAUGACCCCUUGCGGUACCGUCGGAUACACCGCUCCCGAGAUCGUCAAAGAUGAAAGAUAUAGUAAGAGUGUCGACAUGUGGGCCCUUGGUUGCGUCUUAUACACUCUUCUGUGUGGUUUCCCUCCCUUCUACGACGAAAGCAUCAACGUUCUUACAGAAAAGGUGGCCCGAGGUUACUAUACCUUCUUAAGUCCCUGGUGGGACGACAUUUCUCAUUCCGCCAAAGACCUCAUCUCCCAUCUCCUUUGCGUUGAUCCUGCUCAGCGAUAUACCAUUGAUGAGUUCCUUGCCCAUCCUUGGAUCCGAGAUGCUGCCCCACCUCCUCCCCCUCCCACUUCUCGCGCUGUGCCCAGUGAAUCUCCCAUGUACUCUCCUCUCCUUGCUUCUAUCCGCGCUGGUAACCGUGAGGCCCGCUCCCCUGGAGUGGGUGCCCUCAAGGAAGCCUUUGACGUUACUUACGCUGUUCAUCGUAUGGAAGAAGAGGGCGCUCGACGACGUGCGUACAAUGGUCCCGGCGGUGCUGGUCAGCGUGGAUUCUUGCAAGGCCUGAAUGAGGAGGCUGAAGAGGAAGACGAGCAGGCGCAGGUUGAGGAAGCUCGUAGGAAGCACGGUGAAGCUGUGGCCCGUCAGAUCCAAGAACAUCGUGGUCGUGCAGCUGCCAAUGCCGCUGCUGGCAUCAAAGAGCCACCUGUGGCCAACUACGUCGGUCGCGGAGGCGCCAACAGGAGAGAAGCCGAGGCAGUGAUUUACGAUGGCCGGGCAGGGCAAAGGGAUAGGGGAAAGGGUGGCAAAAGUGCUGGAGGGUUCGACUUGGACCUCAAUAACGCAACACUACUUGGCAGACGAGGAAAGAAAGUUGCCCCAAGUCCUCUAGCACAGCAAGUGCAAGCCGGCCAAUAAUCAUUUGGAGCGAGAAAUUAUUAGAGGGGCGCAGAUGAUCUUUGUAUGAUUCUUUGUCUGACAGAUAAACGCAUGUUCGGAAAACCCCGGUCUAUGUUUGGAGAUUUUGAGAGCAGACAUUAAUAGUCUUAUUAUUUUGUUUGAUCUGGCAUAGCCACCUAGGACGUAAACCAUUUGAUAUGUACAGCAUUGUG